GGAAAAAUAAAAAAAUAAACAAAAAAUAAGACCAAGUGAGAUGGAGAGGAAAAACAAGUUAAGGAUAAACGGUAAAUUAAAUGGGUAAAAUAAAAAAAAUAAAUGUGUGCGCAAAAGAGAGAGAGGGAGAGGGAGAAAGAAGACAGAGGGAGGAAUAAAAUAAAAAUAAAAAGACUACUGGGACGAUUCAAGCACAAUGGAGUUGAAAUUCCAUGGGGGUUAUACCAUGGGGGGGAAGCUAAGGAAGGAAAAGGAAGGCAGAAAGUAAGUCGCAAAGUGGAUAAUGGAGAAUUAGCAGAAAGGAGUAAAGGGACAGAGACAAAAGAGCGAGAGAGAGAACAGGAACAGGAACAGGGACAGGCACAGGAACCAGACAAGGCCCAGUGUCAAGAGUCAGUGGUUAAACUGUAUGGGGAGAGAGGUAUGAGACAAAGUGCUGAUGAUGCCGGCGAUGACGAAGAGCCAGAUCAAGCAAUCUAAUAUGCGUGGAUUAUUC
Molecule: messenger RNA, 496 nt
Organism: Aspergillus piperis CBS 112811
Lineage: Eukaryota; Fungi; Ascomycota; Eurotiomycetes; Eurotiales; Aspergillaceae
Exons: 1
Coding region: 103-480 (125 amino acids)
Source: RefSeq, a predicted model, not a curated record